GAGCGAACAUGGCCGAGUACACGCGGCUGCACGACUGCCUGGCGUUGAUCCGCCUCCGAAACCCGCCGGUCAACGCGCUGAGUCUGGCUGUCCUCCAACAGCUGAAAGAGAGACUACAGCAAGCUGUAACAGACCGAGCGGUAAAAGCCAUUGUGAUUUGUGGAGCAGAUGGCAAGUUCUCCGCAGGUGCUAACAUCCAUGACUUCAAAACUCCCAGGACCAAUGACACAUUUGGACUGUUCGUGGAUGAACUGCAGAGAACUGAGAAGCUCGUGGUGGCAGCUAUUCAAGGCAUGGCUUUCGGAGGGGGGCUAGAGCUGGCCCUGGGCUGUCACUAUAGGAUUGCCCAUGCCAAGGCUCGAGUUGGCUUCCCAGAAGUCUCUAUAGGACUUUUACCUGGAGCAAGAGGAACCCAGCUUCUCCCCAGACUCACUGGAGUUCCUGCAGCUCUUGACUUAAUUACUUCAGGAAGACACGUUUUGGCAGGCGAAGCACUGAAGCUGGGUAUUCUAGACCAAGUGGUGAACUCAGACCCUGUUGAAGAGGCAGUCAGAUUUGCUCAGAGAGUUGCAGGUCAACCUCUAGAAUCCCGUAGACUCUACAACAAGCCAGUUCCGAGCUGUCCCAACAUGGACGCCAUUUUCAGCGAUGCCAUCUUGAAGAUGCGGAAGCAGCACCCUGGGUGCCUUGCUCAGGAGGCAUGCGUCCGUGCAAUCCAGGCUACUGUGCAGUAUCCCUACGAAGUGGGCAGCAAGAAGGAGAGGGAGCUGUUUGUAUACCUUCGGAAAUCAGGGCAGGCCAGAGCCCUGCAAUACGCCUUCUUCGCUGAAAGGAGUGCAAACAAGUGGUCCACUCCCUGCGGAGCCUCCUGGAAAACAGCCUCAGCCCAGCCCAUCUCUUCAGUUGGCGUUCUUGGCCUGGGAACCAUGGGCCGAGGCAUUGCCAUUUGUUUCGCCAAGGCCAAGAUCCCUGUGGUUGCUGUAGAAUCCAACAAAGAGCAGCUGGAAACUGCGAACAAGAUAAUAACCUCCAGCUUGGAAAAGGAAGCAUCCAGAAUGCGGCAGAGUGGACACCCUGACCCUUGGUCAGGCCCAAAGCCCAGAUUAACUUCAUCCAUGAAGGAACUCAGUGGUGUGGAUUUAGUCAUUGAAGCAGUGUUUGAGGAAAUGAACCUGAAGAAGCAGGUCUUUGCUGAACUCUCAGCUGUGUGCAAGCCAGAAGCUUUCCUGUGCACCAACACCUCGGCCCUGGACAUCGAUGAGAUCGCUUCGUCCACGGGACGUCCUCACUUGGUCAUUGGCACCCACUUCUUCGCACCAGCUCAUGUCUUGAGAUUGCUGGAGGUCAUUCCCGGCCGCCACACUUCGCCCAGCACCAUCGCCACUGUCAUGAACUUAUCGAAAAAGAUUGGGAAGGUCGGGGUGGUUGUAGGCAACUGUUUUGGGUUUGUUGGGAAUCGAAUGUUGAAUCAUUAUAGUAAUCAGUUGUAUUUCUUGUUAGAAGAAGGCAGUAAACCAGAGGAGAUAGAUCAGGUGCUGGAAGAGUUUGGCUUUAAAAUGGGACCUUUUAGAGUGUCUGACCUUACUGGGUUGGAUGUGGGUUGGAGAUCUCGGAAGGGCCAGGGCCUUACUGGACCUGCAUUGCCUCCGGGAACUCCAGCCCGAAGGCGGGGCAAUAGGAGAUACUGCCCCAUUCCUGAUAUGCUCUGCGAAUUGGGACGAUUUGGGCAGAAGGUUGGUAAGGGCUGGUAUCAAUAUGACAAGCCACUGGGUAGGGUCCAUAAACCUGACCCCUGGCUUUCCACAUUUCUGGCACAGUACAGAGAAACCCAUCACAUUGAACCACGUACCAUUAGCCAGGAUGAGAUCCUUGAGCGCUGCCUGUACUCGCUUAUCAACGAAGCGUUCCGUAUCUUAGGAGAAGGAAUGGCUGCGGGCCCAGAGCACAUUGACGUUAUCUACUUCAGUGGCUAUGGGUGGCCGAGACACAGGGGCGGGCCCAUGUUCUAUGCUUCCACAGUUGGGCUGCCCACCGUUUUAGAGAAGCUGCAGAAAUAUUACAUGCAGAAUCCUGAUAUUCCCCAACUGGAGCCCAGUGACUAUCUAAAAAAACUGGCCUCCCAGGGAAACCCCCCUAUGAAAGAAUGGCAAAGCUUGGCAGGGCCCCCUAGCAGUAAAUUGUGAUUCAGGCUUCCAGGUUGUAACUCACAGGUAAUAGUCACUGGAUUUUAGUGAAAUUAAAUUAAAAAUUUCAAAGAAUAAUCGCUCUGAAAUACAAAGCAAAAGUAAUCAUUGGUCAGCCAAAUUUCCUCCUUGGGUCAUUUGUCUGAAGACUCUACUGGGUCAAAUCUUAAGGAAUGUGCUUCUUAAUGCCUCUGAAUCUGUUCCUAUUAGAUAAAUUUGGCAAAUAAAUUUGUGUUAACAUAGUAGUUAUUGAGGAGCCUCGGGAAUAAGUUGAAGUUCCCAAGUCUUGAUCAUUGGAGAAAUAUAUCAUGAAUUAAUAAAUUAUAAAUACGAGUAAGUUUAAAAAAUUCAUUUUGACAAAGCCUUUUAAUCUUGCACAGAAUACUAAUGGGAAAUUUUAUAAGUCACAUAAUCAACAGACACUCAUUGAGUACCUCUUGAGAAUCUUGUACAUCUGAGAGCACUCGGCACACUUAAAGUCCAGAGAAGCAUCAAACCUGCAUAGUUGAGCUGCCUGUGGUAAGUGCAGUCCGUAGUCUCAGAGGGGGGACGAAGAUGUUGGGCAGGACAGAGUUAGCCAUCAGUCUCUAGGUGAACAUGGGAAACUGCCCAAAGGAAAGGCAGAAAUAGUGACCAGAAAGAAAGUUGCCUUUGACCAAAUAGUCUUAAAGUUGUAGACAAAACAUGUUUUGGAAUUGGAAGAAACACUCUAGACCAGAUUGGGGGAUCCAGGGAAGCUUGGCAAGUCAUGGUCAACAGAGCACUGCCCACGGCCCAGUCACAUGUGCACAGUUGUGCUUGGGGCUGGCGAGGGACUCAGUGAUGUUUGUUGAUCAUUUCCCCAGAACGAAGGAAUGUCCACAACACGGGCUUUUUGAUCUUUUCUAUACAUGGAGAAGUAAUAGAAAGUGGGGAAGUGUUAAACUUAACAUAAAAGGGAUCUUAGAGAACCUCUAACCUACUAGGAUUUUUAAAUUUUGGUUUGGAUAAUGAUGCUAGUUUCCCUAUCAUGAUGAGCUUUCAUGAUGUUACAUAUGGAAAUGGCCAAAUCUUGAAAAAUGUAAAAUUACUGCAAAAUAAAUUUUAUAAAAUUUUCUCAGA
Tupaia belangeri chinensis (Chinese tree shrew) is the source of this 3284-nucleotide messenger RNA. It is a transcript of the gene EHHADH, whose product is annotated as enoyl-CoA hydratase and 3-hydroxyacyl CoA dehydrogenase. The record is from RefSeq and is a predicted model, not a curated record. The transcript has 7 exons. Lineage: Eukaryota; Metazoa; Chordata; Mammalia; Scandentia; Tupaiidae. Gene Ontology annotation, molecular function: NAD+ binding; (3S)-3-hydroxyacyl-CoA dehydrogenase (NAD+) activity. Gene Ontology annotation, cellular component: peroxisome. The coding region runs from base 9 to 2183 and encodes 724 amino acids. Gene Ontology annotation, biological process: fatty acid beta-oxidation.